CUGCUGCUCCCGCGCUGUCUCCUCUUCCCUGCUGCCGUUCGGCCUCCCUGUCCGUGCCGCAACCGCCGGCUCAAGUUCCCCUCCGACACUCGCGUCUUACAUUCACACACCAACAAGCAUCCGCUUGCAGCUGGAUUACACUCGAGACGCUUCGCGACAGCAUCGUUCGCUAUUCUGGCUCUCGCCAGAAGGGCCGAAUGCGGCACUAAGACGACGGAUUUCAUUCGCCAUGGCCUUCCCUUCGAAGUGCCUCGCUGCGCUGCUGGCCGGCAGCGCGGCUGCCCAGCCCGUCACGGUCUUCGAGCACAUCUCGGACACGACGGUGGAGCCCUCUCUCCUGCAGUUCACGGACAAUGUGUCGCGCCGCGAGGAGGCCUCUCUCCUGCAGUCCGCGGACGGCAUGUCGACCUACGGGCAUUGGUCCUUCAUGGAGGGCAACUUCGGCCUCGUGGCGGACGACGCCCCGACGUGGUGCAAGAACGACACGCAGCUGACCUGGGCGCAGAGGAAGGAGCGCAUGCAGCAGCACAACACCCUGCUGUGGGCCAAGAAGAUGGUCAAGACGAUCCAGGAGACUGGAGGGGAGAACGCGACCGUGCCAGAGUGGAUGGACAAGAUCGUCUCCGACGACGAGAAGAAGGGCAAGGCCAGGUGGGCCGUGCAGGAGUCCAGGCGCCUGAAGUCGGAGGGGAAGGAGACGCCCCAGUGGAUGGAGGACCUCGUGGCGGAGGACAGCAAAUGGGCCAACCGCUGGGCCGCGUGCAAGGCCGCCCAGCUGAAGGCUGCUGGCGAGGAGGCGCCCGCCUGGAUGGUCGAGAACGGGAGGAAGGGCACGAUCGAGGCCGCAGCGGAGAAGGCCCAGGAGCUCCAGGAGCAGAUCGAGGAGCUGGACAGCGAGAAGGAGCAGGAGGUCGCGAUCGUGGACGCCCACGGUGACUACUCGCUGGCGAGCCAGAGGAUGACGGCCAUAAGCAGGGCGCUCCGCACGACGACGCUGAGCCAGCAGACCCAUGCGCUCGGAGAUGCCAUCGAGGGGCUGGAGCACUUCGAGGUGCAGAUUCAGAAAGAGGGCAAGACCCCCGAGGUCGUCCGCGAGGUCCGGCACACCCUGCGGAAGGCGACGCUGUCGGCGCACAUGAUCACCAAACUGCUGGACAUGAAGACGGAAAUGGCCAAGGCGCAGGUCUCGAAGUGAGCGGCUCCUGGCCGGGCCAGCACCGCGGCCGAUGCUGCAAACUAGGAAGGCCUCAUCUCUCUCUCUCUCUCUCUCUCUCUCCCCCUACUUUUUUUUUUUUGUUUCUCUCUCUCUCUCUCUCCCACAAGCGAUCUCCCAACCGCCGUCGGCCUGUCCGGCACCACCGAGGUUUGUGUCGACGUUGCCAUCCCCUCGGUUGCUUCCGCCUGGCGCCUUCCCGAUGUGGCUGCAUCCUCGGUCGCUUCCCGACGCCUCACCGCCUAUCCCCUGGCCUGCUCUUGGCGAU
Molecule: messenger RNA, 1481 nt
Organism: Prorocentrum cordatum
Lineage: Eukaryota; Dinophyceae; Prorocentrales; Prorocentraceae
Source: the annotation of a GenBank genome assembly